AUGAGAAUUGGCGUGAUUGAGAAUUUGAGGGAGAUUCUGGUUGAUUUGUUGGACUGGUACAAGUAUGCGACUUUGAGGCAGCAGAACGCUACGAUGUUAUUUAGUGGCGGAUUCCUGGGCCUUAUCGCUGGCAGAAUACAGCGGAAACGGAGAAUAAAAUCCGGCGAGUUCAGCCAAGACUUUGAGCUCGUCGCCUACACAGUUGAAGAUGAAAAGGAAUUCGAAAAGAAUUGGAACAGACUGGCCAAAUUCGCACAAAAACAACCAGGAUACAAAUACACUAAGCUCUAUAAAGCCUCUUACCCUCAAAAGUCACCCAUACACUACUUUAAAUUGAGAUUAUGGCGUAAUAAGGAGGAUUUGGAGCGUUUCAGGGGUUUGGAGGAUUAUAAACUACUGAGGAAGAAGUUAGACGACAGCGCUAGUAAAGUACGAUUUGGAAGUACUAAAGUUAUCAUUGACGAUACCGUCAGAAGAGAAAUACCACUCGAACCUAAAAUCUUCACCUUGGAUCAUUUUACCUCCAAAUAA
This is a messenger RNA of Theileria parva strain Muguga, 531 nucleotides long. RefSeq lists its product as uncharacterized. The record is from RefSeq and is a predicted model, not a curated record. Lineage: Eukaryota; Apicomplexa; Aconoidasida; Piroplasmida; Theileriidae. Bases 1 to 531 code for a protein of 176 amino acids. The transcript is spliced from 2 exons.